Messenger RNA from Nerophis lumbriciformis (worm pipefish), 213 nucleotides. Lineage: Eukaryota; Metazoa; Chordata; Actinopteri; Syngnathiformes; Syngnathidae. The record is from RefSeq and is a predicted model, not a curated record.
AUGACAGAGAAAAAACAAACCGUAGAUCUCGGUUUACUGGAGGAGGAUGACGAGUUUGAGGAAUUCCCAGCCGAAGAUUGGACGGGGCUGGACGAGGAUGAAGAUGCUCAUGUUUGGGAAGAUAACUGGGACGACGACAACGUUGAGGAUGAUUUCUCCAACCAGUUAAGAGCGGAGCUGGAAAAACAUGGUUACAAGAUGGAGACGUCGUAG